Gryllus bimaculatus (two-spotted cricket) is the source of this 294-nucleotide messenger RNA. The record is from the annotation of a GenBank genome assembly. NCBI's taxonomy places the organism in Eukaryota, Metazoa, Arthropoda, Insecta, Orthoptera, Gryllidae.
AUGGUAACGAAAAAUGUAAUAUCAUCACUGUAUUACGUAUACAAUAUUUUCAUACACAGUAGUAGUAGUAAUAAAAAUGGAAUUGAGUUUGAAAUGGCAAAAUUUUACCACUGGAUUACAUUUAAUAUGAUGGUUCCCUUAUUUGUCGACAUUCUAGAAACAUUCUCCUUCAUUACUAUGAGGAGAAGAAUUGGUAACUCUUCCACAUUGCAAAGUACAGUUGUUGAGUUCUUUUUCUAUAAAUGGAAACAUAUUCUUCGGUUAUCAGUUCCUGAUCAGAUUGUAUAUCUAUAA